Molecule: messenger RNA, 1647 nt
Organism: Poeciliopsis prolifica (blackstripe livebearer)
Lineage: Eukaryota; Metazoa; Chordata; Actinopteri; Cyprinodontiformes; Poeciliidae
Gene: myog
Product: myogenin
Exons: 3
Coding region: 181-933 (250 amino acids)
Biological process (GO): positive regulation of myoblast differentiation; muscle organ development; positive regulation of transcription by RNA polymerase II
Molecular function (GO): RNA polymerase II cis-regulatory region sequence-specific DNA binding; DNA-binding transcription factor activity, RNA polymerase II-specific; protein dimerization activity
Source: RefSeq, a predicted model, not a curated record
ACCAGUUGUUCACCACACGUCUUCCACUCAUCGCAAACUCCGGCCAAGGGGAAGACAGCGCACACGCGUACAGUCCAACACACAUCCCAGAGGCAGGAACGAAGACCACUCAUUGAAGAGCAGCGGCAAACGAAGCAGGGACUGUUGCCCCUUUACAUCGAGAGCACAACACGGGCCAAUAUGGAGCUCUUUGAGACCAACCCAUACUUCUUUCCUGAUCAGCGAUUUUAUGAAGGAGGGGACAGCUACUUCCCCUCUCGCCUAUCUGGGACAUACGACCAAGCUGGUUACCAGGACAGAAACUCCAUGAUGGGCUUGUGUGGGAAUCUCGCAGGAGGUGCCAGUGUCGGAGUCGCAAGUACCGAGGACAAAGCAUCUCCCUCCAGCCUGUCACCUCAUUCUGAGACCCACUGCCCUGGUCAAUGCCUGCCCUGGGCCUGUAAGCUGUGCAAAAGAAAGACUGUGACCAUGGAUCGCCGGAGAGCAGCGACGCUGAGGGAGAAGAGACGCCUGAAGAAGGUGAACGAGGCCUUCGAUGCUCUGAAGAGGAGCACCUUGAUGAACCCCAACCAGAGGCUGCCCAAAGUGGAGAUCUUGCGGAGUGCCAUACAGUACAUCGAACGGCUUCAAGCGCUGGUGUCCUCUCUCAACCAGCAGGACACUGAGACAGGACAGCAGGGACUGCACUAUCGACCCACCCCGACCCAGCCCCGAGUGUCGUCGUCCAGCGAGCCCAGUUCGGGGAGCACCUGCUGCAGCAGCCCCGAGUGGAGCAGCACUCCGGAGCAGUGUCCGCCGAGCUACAGCGGUGAGGAUCUCCUGAGUGCUGCUGAAUCUCCUGAGCAGGGGAACAUGCAGGCCUUGACUUCCAUUGUGGACAGCAUCUCUGCUUCAGACGGAUCUGUGGCCUUUCCUGUAGACAUUCCCAAAUAGACCUUUCAAAACAGUGGGAACACAGAUGUAGACGCACAGAGAUCCAUCAAUUAUAGAGGAAAUAUAGCUAAUUGGUGAUGCGGUUUGACUGGAGUACUUAUUUUGUUUUAGUGAAUCUACAAACUUUGGUUUUCUGUCUUAUGCAAACAAUCGAAAAUCUGAAUUAAUGAAUUUUCACUGCAACUCUACUGUGUCUGCUGGCUAAACUGAAUUCCUCCUUUUACAAUGAGGCCCUAUUCCCUGUAUUACAUGCCUUAUCUUGUGGUCCAGUCCUGUUUGUCAGAGCUACAGAUGCUCAGUCUAACUUGAGAUUCAAAGAUUUUGCUGCAUGAACCCAAAAUCCUAUUUAUUAGAGUGAAUCUCUGUUAUCCAGACUCACAGAUGGAUUGUAUUGUUCUAACUUAAUUUAAGUUUUCCUCUGUAUCUUUGAUUCUUUUUGUGUGAGUUCAAUGCUUAAAAAACAAAAACAAAAAAAACAUGGAUUUAUUUGUGGGGCCAAUAUGUACCAUGGCAGUUUUGACCAAGAUCUGCUUAAUUUAAACAGGUUAUAAAUGCUUUUGUUGUAAAUAUGUUCCCCUUUUUUUACAGAGUGGUUUUGCCAUUUUAUUUUUUAUCUUUGCUAACUUAUUUUUGACUUUUAUAACUAAGAUUGUUGUGUAUUUGUAGAUGUUCUGAAAAGUGAUAUUGUUCUGUUUUAAUUCUCGGAAUAAAGAU